Messenger RNA from Cetraspora pellucida, 837 nucleotides. The record is from the annotation of a GenBank genome assembly. NCBI's taxonomy places the organism in Eukaryota, Fungi, Glomeromycota, Glomeromycetes, Diversisporales, Gigasporaceae.
AUGUCAUCUAAUGAUAUUGAUGAUGAAGAAUCCGUUUUGGCUUCUAGUUCUGAAACAGCUAGUAGUAAUAAACAACAAAAAGCAUCUGGUAGACCUUUUAAUCCUGUUUGGAAUCAUUUUAACCAAAUAGAAAAGAAACAAGAAGAUCUUCUUAAAUAUGUCAAAAAUCAAGAAAUACCUUCAAAAAGACAAAAGCACUUAGAAAAUGGCAUGUGCCUUGCAUUUAUUUGUGCGGGUAUUUCAUUUAAUGCUGCUAAAAAUAAAAUUGUUUGUGCAUGGAUUCAGGAUCUUAAACCGGGUUUUAAAAUCCCAACUAAUUCAGCACUUGAAAAUGAAAUUCAAAUUAAUAACAUAGUAGGUGGAGGUAUUAAACGAUAUGUUGCAACUCGUUGGUCAAGCUAUUACGAUGCGAUUUGUUCAAUUCUACAUCUAAAAGUUGCAUUUGUUCGAGACAACUUGCUUCCUACAAAGAUAAUGAAUCACCUUUUAAUGAUUCAUUUGAAGCUGAUUGUUAAACAUUGCAAACAUGAAAAAAUUUCUUACAUUGACCAUGAACUUACUUUAGAAGAUAUUUUAAUCGUAGCAAAUGAAACUGGAGAGUUAAAUAGUAAUGACUCCAAUGAAGAUUUCGAUAAAGAUUAUGUUGGAGUUAGUGAAGUAGGGUUUAAAUCGCUUGAUGAAAUUUUGAAAUUAGAAGAAGCAUUUGAUUUUAAUUAUGAAAUUUUUAGAGAAAAUAGUAAAAACAACAAUGCCAAAUUGGGUUCUGAGGAUGUAGUUGAAGAAAAUCCAAAUUAUGAUUACAAUAUAGAUAGUUUAGUUGAUGAAAUUUUUACCUGA